Molecule: messenger RNA, 1257 nt
Organism: Nipponia nippon (crested ibis)
Lineage: Eukaryota; Metazoa; Chordata; Aves; Pelecaniformes; Threskiornithidae
Gene: CCN4
Product: cellular communication network factor 4
Biological process (GO): signal transduction; cell adhesion; positive regulation of cell differentiation
Cellular component (GO): extracellular region; extracellular matrix
Molecular function (GO): integrin binding; heparin binding
Source: RefSeq, a predicted model, not a curated record
GGUUAGGUUGCCAGUUCAGGAUUGCUCUGCAUUCCCCAAAGUGGUGUUUUUGUUCAAAACGGCUCUAAAUCUGGGUUCAAUCAAUGUAUUUAAUCCCGGCUUCCAGGGAUGAGGUGGCUUUUGCCCUGGAUUCUAGCAACAAGCAGCAUUUUGCAGGCCAUUGCCCAGACCUCCACCACCAUGACCCCCACUGUCCCUGCCACAACAGAAGCCUACACACGGACUCAGUACUGUAAGUGGCCAUGCGAGUGCCCAACGUCCCCGCCUCGGUGCUCGGUAGGCGUCAGCCUGGUCACAGACGGCUGCGACUGCUGCAAGAUGUGUGCCAAGCAGCGCGGAGAAAAUUGCACUGAGGCCGACACCUGUGAUUUCCACAGGGGCUUGUACUGUGACUACAGUGGAGACAGACCUAGGUACGAAAUAGGAGUAUGUGCACAGAUUGUCGGUGUAGGAUGUGUCCUCAAUGGAGUCAGGUAUAACAAUGGGGACACAUUUCAGCCCAACUGCAAAUACAACUGCACGUGCAUUAACGGGGCUGUGGGCUGUAUUCCCAUGUGCACAAACUCACGCCCUCCCCUUGUCUGGUGCCCAAACCCAAAGCUGAUUAAGAUGGCAGGGAAGUGCUGCGAGCAGUGGAUUUGUGAUGACUCCAAGAAAAUCAGGAAGACGUCUCCACGCCACAUCUCCUCUGCAGCAUACGAGGGAGAGGAUGAAGCCUGGCAGAAGAACUGCAUCGUUCACACCUCAUCCUGGAGUCCCUGCUCAAAGACCUGCGGGCUGGGCAUCUCUACCAGGAUUUCCAAUGAUAAUGACCAGUGCCGGCUCCUGAAGGAAAGCCGCCUGUGCAACAUGCGGCCCUGUGAGGUGGAUAUAACCAAGCACAUUAAGCCUGGAAAGAAGUGCUUGGCUGUCUACAGGGCCAAUGAACCAAUGAACUACACCAUCUCAGGAUGUGUGAGCAAAAGUCCAUAUAGACCCAAAUACUGUGGCGUUUGCACAGACAACAGGUGCUGCACACCCUACAAGUCCAAGACUAUUGAAGUGAGGUUUGAGUGCCCAGAUGGAACUGAGUUUUCCUGGAAAAUCAUGUGGAUCAAUGCUUGUUUUUGCAACCUGAACUGCAAGAACCCCAAUGACAUCUUUGCCGACUUGGCUCAUUACCAUGAUUACUCUGAGAUCGCUAAUUAAAUUGGCUGAAUGUUGGAAUUGACCCAUUGCUCUGAUUUUACAGAGGUUUUAAAAUAAAAGGAGAAUCUU